Boleophthalmus pectinirostris (great blue-spotted mudskipper) is the source of this 8161-nucleotide messenger RNA. RefSeq names its product GREB1 like retinoic acid receptor coactivator (gene greb1l). Gene Ontology annotation, biological process: kidney development; multicellular organism development. The coding region runs from base 843 to 6662 and encodes 1939 amino acids. The record is from RefSeq and is a predicted model, not a curated record. The transcript has 36 exons. NCBI's taxonomy places the organism in Eukaryota, Metazoa, Chordata, Actinopteri, Gobiiformes, Gobiidae.
CUUGUGUUUCUGAGAUAUCAUAUUACAUUUAAAAUCAACUUGAGAUUUUAGUUUAACACUAUAUUAAAGCUGGACUCUAGCUUUUAUUUUUAGUGGCCUGUAUGUGCUACGUGACGAAGUUCAAUGCUUCUCUAACCUAUACUGCUCAACAGAUGGCGCUGUUCCUCUAUUUACAGCUGUGACUCAACUUGGAAAAGACGCAUGAGCUUGACUUUUUUUUUUUUUUUUUAACUUGCAACUUUUUAACGAUUGCUUCGAAGACACGAACGACUACAAAUGAAGUACAUGCCUGGACUCUUGAAUUCACUACAUGUCAUUAAUUACUGCAAAAAUACCCGGCUCUUCUUUGCGUCACUUGGCAGUUCCCUGCGUCUGAACAUCAGCUGUGAGUGGUCAACAGAGCAGAGCAGCGACGCAAGGCAAAACAGCCAUAGUCUCACCGACUCGACAUAACCGUGUGAUGCUUCUUCGUCCUUAUAUCCGUCUCAGAGUCCUGUAUCUUCUCUGAAGCUUUCUGCGCUGUGGUGACCCAGCAUGUAGCAGAGGUGAACAAGUCCCUUCACACCUGUGAACAACAACUUUUGAGGCCACAUGCUUGGCUUUGUGUCCAGCUGCCUCCUGUCACCAAAGACUGGACAAAGUCAGGCCUGUGGGCGACCCUAGCAGAUGUCCUACUGCGGACAGAGGGGCGAAGGGACACUGGUGGUAGGGCAGAAGACAUCACUGACUGAACACAGGCAGCAAGAAGUCAUUGGCCUUGGCUGUUCUUAGAGCCAAUCUGUCUGAGAAUGCGGAGUACAAUUGGAUAGUGGCUUCAGAAAAUAUAGCUGGAGGUAAUAAUCAUGGGGAAUUCAUACGCGGGCCAGCUGAAGUCUGCCCGGUUUGAAGAGGCUCUCCAUAACUCUAUUGAGGCCUCACUGAGAUCGACCAGUGGAGACCCACAGCCCAUCUUCACGCAGCUAUACCUCGAGCCCGAGCCGUAUCCUGGAAACGUGGAGGACAUAAAACCUAAAAAUGAACUGAAUGGGGCAGAGACACCAAACCAUGAUACGAACGGUCACUCCUCAAAUGACAUGGAAGACAUGGACGAUGACGAUGAUUCAGACAGCAGCAGCCCCCCUCUGCCAUACCUCCAGGUCCCUCCCCCUGACGGCUGCUGCACUUUGGAUGGUUUCUGUCAAGCCGGUAAGGACCUCCGCCUGGUUUCCAUAGCAACAGAGCCCAUAGAUGUCCCGGCGGGGUUUGAGCUGGUCGGUGCCAAGUCCCCGAGUGUCCCGGAGCACAUCCUGGUGUGUGCCGUGGACCGCCGCUUCCUGCCUGAUGAGAAUGGGAAAAAUGCACUUUUAGGUUUUUCAGGAAACUGUGUUGGCUGUGGAGAGAAAGGUUUCCGAUAUUUCACAGAGUUUUCAAACCACAUAAAUUUGAAGUUAUCUACGCAACCCAAAAAGCAGAAGCACUUAAAAUACUACCUGGUGAAGAACUCACAGGGUGCUCUGACAAAAGGUCCCCUUAUUUGCUGGAAAGACUGUAAAACUCGCCAGUUCUCCAGCAGCGUGUCCACAUCCAAACCCAGCUCAGCCUCUUCUUUGAGCAGUAAAGAAAAUGGAGGCACCAGUGGACACAGCUCCUCCCCCUAUUCACUGUCAGAUUCUCCUCCAGCGAGACAAGCACAACCUCCGUCAGCCUUUUACAGUCAGGACCUGAGCCGAGAGAGCAGCUUCAUCAAACCCCUCACUUCCACACCAGGGAACAAGACUCUGCCCAUAGUCCCAACUGCUUUGAGGGUCAAUGCACCAACUAACAGCCUGGUAGAUGCCCACACACCCCUGCUCAGCCCCUCCUCUGUGUCGCUCCGGAAUCAGGGGCAGGUGUACCGCCCCACAGAUCUUGGGGAUAGUCCGGUAUCCUCUGCCAUGAACAGUGGACCCCCCAAGAAGCGCCAUCGCAGUUGGCACCCGUCACACCCCAGCACCCUGGUCCCUGUCCCACCCACAGCUGUCCCCGUGCCCGCUAUUCGACCCAUCGUCUGCUCUCCAGUUAUGACAGUAUCAGUGCCUCAGCCACCAGCUCCUGCAGUUAUUCAGCCCCAGCCUGUGACUGCCGGGGAAACUGUCAUUGUUCCUGACAACCUCCUAAACUCUUCAGGAGUUCGCCCUGUCAUUCUCAUCGGGCAUGGCACUUUACCUUAUUUCUAUGGAAAUGUGGGCGACAUCGUGGUGAGCCCCCUGCUGACCAGUUGCUAUAAAAGCAACCAGUUAACUGAAAAGAACCUGGAGCUUUUAGGCCUCAGCAGCAGCCAACUCCUCAGUGUGGAAACAAUGAUUUUACUCACGUUACAGUACCUAGCACGCUUAGGUCCUCAUCAGAUUCCCCUGAGAGAGGAGUUGGAGCAGAUUGUAUUGAAGGCUAUGCUGUGCUGUCCUGGAGGUCCUGCUAUUGUCCCAGCUCAACUGCCCUGGCUGGCUCGACUUGAGGCCAGUGUCUCUGGUGGAAGCGUUCAAGUUGUGGUUACCCAUAAUUCCUUGGGAGAGGGUAUUUCAGAGUCACUGCGAACUCUCAGUGAAGGACCACUCCACCAGUGCCUGCCCAUCUAUGUAGUCAUUGUAUGUGCCUCCAAAAUGAGCGGCAGCGAGUUUUGUGUACUUGUUUUAGGAAAAUAUCAAGCCCGGGCUUUAGCUGAAGGCAUGCUGACAACUAAUGAGUUUUUGAAGGAAAUCAGUUAUGAGCUCAUCACAGGCAAAGUCAGUGUACUGGCGUCUCACUUCAAAACUACAUCUCUUGGGGACAAUUUGGACAAACAGUUGGUGCGAUAUCAGCGUCGGCAGAAGGGGCAAGGUGCCCCAGCGUGUCAGGGUGAUAUGACUGACCACAUCCACUCUCAGGAGGUAGCCAGCAUGUCGCCCCACUCCGACAAAGAAGACGUUUUAAACAAGAUUUUCCAGAUCUAUCCAACUCAACUGAGAGUGGCACGCAGCCUCUUAUCUCAAGUUUGUUCCAUCGCUGACUCAGGGACACAGAACCUUGAUCUGGGAAGGUUUUGUAAAGUUGACUUUCUUAUUUUGGUCCCACCUUCUCAUAUCUUGGUACAGCAGACGGCACAGCGGAUCCGACAAUCAGGUGUGCUUGUAGACCUUGGAGUUGAAGAAAGCUCUCAAGCCAAUCAGAAAUCAGACAAGUAUGUGGUGCGCCUGGACGGUGACGUUCAUGCCAAAAUGGAGGCAUUCAUGAGGAAAGUCAAACAGAACCCCUACACCCUGUUUGUCCUCAUUCAUGACAACUCACACGUUGAUCUCACAAGUGCUCUUUCAGGCUCUGUGUGCCAUGGGGAGUUGCAAGGUUUGGCUGACCGAGUGGUGAACUGUCCUGAGGUCCUCACAGCCAUGAACCUGCUGGUGUUGCAGGUCAGCUGUUUCCCAUACACUCUACAGACGCAUCAGUCACGCAUCAGCAUUCACAACGAGGUGCACUGGCCCACCAACGAAAGCCUACAGGGAGAACGGUUGCCAAAGGAUUUGCUCUACUUUGGUUUGAGUGACUACAGCAAGUCCCUCCAAUGGGGUGUGGCCAGUCCAAUUCUACGCUGUGAUGAUGCUUUCGAGAAGAUGGUUCAUACCCUCCUAGAAAGACACCCCCACCUGCACAGUAUGGUGAUCCGCAGUUACCUGCUGAUUCAGCAGUACACUGAAGCCAUGAUGGCCCUCACGUCGUCCCCCUCUCUGCGAGACCACAUUACCCCAGAGACCCUGGCCAUGGUGGAGGACCUGAUCAACGCCCCCAGCAGAGAAGGGUCACAGGGCCGGGGGCAUAUGCUACUGGUGAGGGUGCCCUCUCUGCAGCUGGCCAUGCUGGCCCGUGAGCGUCUGGAGGACGUCCGAGACAAACUGGGGCUGUCUUUGUGCUUCGCUGUGCUGUUAGGGAGUCCAGCCUCUGAGCUCAGCCUGCCCAAAGUGUUCACCAACCGCCUCAAGGCAUGGAGACGGUGUGAAAAUGAAGACUGGACCCCAAAAACCUAUGAGGAUCUUGAGGGACUCCCUUGUAUUGUUAUUCUAACAGGCAAGGACCCACUUGGAGAAACAUUCCCCAGGUCCUUGAAAUACUGUGAUCUUCGCCUGAUAGACUCAAGCUACCUGUCCCGUACAGCUUUGGAGCAGGAGGUGGGCCUGGCCUGUACCUAUGUGUCCUCUAGAGUAGUGCGGGAUCCUAAAAAAGCUAUGACCUCUGGAUUUGAUGGAGAGAAAGGUCCCACUCACGACGGAGAAGAGCUGGAGCGACCACAGAGUAAUGGCAGUGCAAAUACAAGAGCGUCUGGUUCUCUGGUGGAAAAUGGAGUCAGUUCUUCAGAUAACACAGACACUUUUCCGAAGGCCUCAACGUCUCACUGUGCCGUGGACUGUGGGCCUUCCGAAGUAAACACAAUGGAGAUGGGCUCUCAAACUGUGUUCAAACAAGAGUGCGAUUCUCCCGGGAGCCAUGUUCACUCCAAAGACUCCAAAACACCUCCAUCCUUCUACUCGUCCUCCUCUACCUCUUCCUCUCCCUCCUCUUCUUCCACUCAAAGACCCAGCCAGUCGACCCAAUGUGGACGCCCGAACAAACCCACUAGAGUGUUACCUCGUACCGUCAUCAUGUCCCGGGCUGCCUACAACCUGCUUUCGAGUGAGUCUGUUAGCCAACUCAGCUCCUUCUCUCUUCUGCCCCAUGCGGAUGUGACCUGGAGCAGCCCGCUAAGACCACUCAUCACCCCCAAUCUGCAGGGGGCAGAGCAGAGCAUGUACUACAGACAGUGGACCACAGCCAGGCAGCAUCAUGCAGAUCAUGAAGCCCCCGCAGUGCCGCAUCCAAGACGACUGCUGCUAAGCGGGCCACCACAGGUGGGUAAAACUGGUGCAUACCUGCAGUUUCUCCGAAUCCUAUUUAAGAUGCUUAUCAGACUCUUGGAGGUGGACGUGUACGAUGAGAAUGAAGUUGAGGAUGAAGAAGAAAUACCUGUUACAAUUCCUGGGAACAGAAUGUGGCCUGACAUUGAAGAUAUUCGCAAACUGUCCUUUGAUUCUUUUCCACAUGACCCUAAGUUUAAGAAGGCUAGUCCUGUUUACUCAGAGAAGAUGCCAAAGUGCUUAACAGAUGCAAAACAAGAUGGAGAGCUGCCAGUCGAAAGAAAGACCACAUCAAUUCGUUUGAGCCAGUUUGCAGCUCAUAAUGCAUUUCAUCAUUGUGAGCAGUGCCACCACUACUGUGAAGCAAGCCCUUCCUCUCAGUUGUCCGAGUGUAUUUUCCACGCCUUCACCUUUAGCUCGUCCAUGCUGGGAGAGGAGGUCCAGCUUCAGUUUGUCAUUCCCAAAUCCAAGGAGCAGCACUUUGUCUUCAGUCAGCAGGGCAGUCACCUGGAGAGCAUGCGCCUGCCUCUCAUCUCCAGCAAGGACCUGGACCUGCUGAAAAGUCCCAUAUUUACCCCAACUACGGGACGUCAGGAGCACGGUCUUCUGAAUCUUUUCCAUGCGAUGGAGGGCACCAACCAUCUGCACAUUCUGGUGGUGAAGCAUUUUGAAAUGGCCUUGUACCGAAAGUACUGGCCCAACCACAUCCUGCUUGUCCUGCCCGCUAUGUUCAACAACUCUGGAGUGGGUGCUGCACGUUUUAUGAUCAAAGAGCUGUCGUACCAUAAUCUGGAGCUGGAGAGGAAUCGUCUGGAGGAGCAGGGUGUGAAGAGGCAGGACGUGUGGCCUUUCAUCGUCAUGAUGGAUGACUCGUGUGUGCUGUGGAACGCCCACCAGCCCGCUGACACCAGUGAAACACCAGAAGGAGGAUCAGUUUUGACAAACCUGUCUCUGAAGUCGGUGCUGCAGCAUAUGGAGAACACCCCGAAAAUCUCCCUGUACGCCCUGUGCGGGACCAGGAAGUGGAGCAGUUGUCUGUCCCUUCGAGCCCCCCUUAGCCCUUUCAGCCGCAGCCACCUCCACGAUUUUGUGCUGCUCAAUGUCGACCUGACACAGAACGUACAGUACGACCUUAACCGGUACAGCUGUGAGGAGGUGGACUUUAAUCUGAGAGUGAACAGCAGCGGGCUGCUGCUCUGUCGCUUCAACAACUUUAGCCUCAUGAAGAAACACAUUCCAGUUGGGGGGAACAAGGACUUCCUUGUCAAACCCAAACUUGUGGAGAUGGAAAACCCAGCCCUCAUCAGCCCAUCGCAGUACGUGUGUGCCCCUGACAGUGAGCAGACACUGCUGGACGCUCCGGCACAGUUCCUGUUGGAGAAAUUCCUCCAGAGCUGCAGCCACAGACUGUUCCCCAUGGCCAUUCACAACAAGACCAACCCCGUCCUGUCCAUUGACAGCUACCUGAACAUCGGCCCCAAGAUUUCUGUGUGUUACAUCAACUCUCGUCCACACUCCACCAACCUGAACCAUCAGGGCCUGAUCUUCAGUGGGCUUCUGCUGUACCUCAGUGACUCCUUUGUUGUCUCUGGGCUUCUCAAGAAAUUUCACUUCCUGAAAGGUGCGACUCUGUGUGUGAUCUGCCAGGACCGGAGCUCUCUGCGUCAGACCAUUGUUCGACUGGAGCUGGAGGACGAGUGGCAAUUCAGGCUCCGAGAUGAGUUUCAAACGGCCAACUGCAGUGAGGACCGGCCCCUGUUCUUUUUAACAGGACGCCAUGUUUGAAUAUUGGUACUAAGAAUCGCCAAUUUUCAGUCAAAGUUUCCAAAAAGACUGCAAGUGUUUCUAUGCAUGGACUGGCUAGCAUGCAUUGGCUGACUGUUGCAAGAAGCUGGACACAAGUAUAGCUCUAAUUAUACAGACUCUCUCAUGAUAGAGCACCACUACAAUUACAGCUUUGUUCCUGUAUGUCAUGCAAACAAAGCCUCUAAAAUGAUAAUGUGACUAUUGAAGAUUGUAUUGUUUGUACAGGGCUGUCCUGCACAUGCAUUUUUAUCUCAGGGUUUUAAAAUGACAAGAAAGGGAAGUUGUUAAAGGGAUUGUUUCUUUAUGAUGUGUUAUAUUUUGCUGGUUUUAAUUUAAGUUGAUACCAAAGACAUCCUCUGCUGCACCUUUUUCUUUUCACUAUGCGAUUUAAUCUAAGCUUUUUAAUAUUAAGUGUAUGUUUUAUUUCAGUAUUAGUAUAUAACCAUGCAUCAUAAUACAUUCUUUGGCUUGUUUUAUAUGUUUCUCUUUUAAUUCUUUUAAUCUGCAGCAUUGAAAGUUCAAAGUUCAAGCUUUACCCAAUCAACCAACAGCAAUCACUGCCAAAUAUAUUGACAAAAGCAAUCAAAAUUUUGGGAAAAAUGCCAUCUUUGGUACUCUAAUAAGUAGCAGGUCACUAAAAUUUGUACUUGAAACAAGAAUGUUUUUAUAUUUUCUGCACAGGGUUGUCCAAAGAAAAUGCCUUGUUGGUAAUACUGAAAAUAUUACCACUUAAGUCCCUAGUUUUCGGACCAACAAAAAUGAAGAAACCAUGUAACUGUGAGAAGAAAAUAUGAUAAAAAACCAAAAUGGAAUAAUUUCAUUUUGAACUACUGUUUAAAAAUGUUUACAUUACUAAUAUAUUGUAUCACCCCUUUUACAAUGAAGGGUCUCUAAUGUUUUGUGUAUUUUUCUUUGCCAAUUUUAGUAUUUGUGCAAGACAAGAAGAAUCUACCUAGAUGUGUGCUUACCGUAAUGUCUGUAAACUUUCUUGAUUACGUUUUGUAUUGAAAAAGUCCAUGUUGUAUUCUUAUUUAUUGAACAUUUUGGACUGAUAAUCAUAUUGUAAUAUUGGCAUGUCGCUUAAGACAAGUGGCUGUGUCCCUUUUUGUUCAAAACCACUAACAAAGGUUUUGCACAUGACCCAGAAUGAUUCCUUUUAGAUGUGCUGAAUGUCAAUGGGGUGGGAAAAGUUAACUUGCACUAUACAGGUCAUCAGCAAAAAAUAUAUUUCUCACAACAACAAAAUAGCCCCCAAUGUCUCAUAAAAAUGAUGUCCAUAAAAUGUCUUAUAUAUUAACACUUAUGCAACUUGCUUUCACAAUCUUGUCUAGACUACAUUGCAGCUUAGUGGAAGCCUUGGUAUCUGUGAUCUACCUCAUUCUGUCUUAGUGGUUGAAUAUCAUGAACACAUGAUCUUAGGGCCAUGCUUUUGUUGUUGAAAUUUAUGAAUGUAAUAAAACGACAUGUCCAUUUCCCGA